AUGAAGACAAACGAACUCAGGUCAAGGAUUGACAAGAUAAAUGCCGCUGAGUUAAUCGGGAUUAGAACAGAACUAGAGGCGACGAAGCUUAAUCUUCAAAUUGUAACGGCUCAGUGUGAGCAGAAAGACAAUAAAAUCAGAGAAUUAUCAAAAAUAAUCAUAGAUCUUCAGCAACUUGUAAAUGACAAAGAUGCAAAGAUUCGUAAAGAAGAGACACAGCGUCGUGUCCUUCACAAUACGAUUCAAGAACUAAAGGGCAACAUUAUCGAGUAUUCUGCCGACUUCGGCCGCCAAUUAAAGAUGAAGAAGACUGCCCGCUGGCAAAAUUUUCGAUCAGUGACGAUCAACGACGUUAAAGGAGCCAAAAAAAAAAAUGUUCCGUACCACUUUAGCUUCGACAAAAUUUUCAACGAAAAAAUUAAUCAAGAAAAUAUUUUUCAAGAAGUAGAGCAGCUGGUACAAUCAGCACUGGACGGAUACAGGGUAUGCAUAUUCAGGUACGGAACUUUAGGGAGUGGGAAGACCUAUACUAUGGAGGGAGACGCGAGUGAAUACUUUAAUCGAGGAAUAAUACCAAGAUCAAUGGAAAAGGNGUUUUCAAUUGCAUCUUCUUCUGUCUCUGCUUCUGUUUUCCAGUAUAAGAUGGAAGCAAGAUACUUGGAAAUCUAUAACGAGAACAUACGGGAUCUGCUGGCCUCUGACGACUCRCUCAAAUACGAGAUAAAGAUGGUGGGAAACGGAAAGACAAACUCAGACUCUGAAGUGACCGUCACAAACCUAAAAGUUAUACCAGUUGACAACGAAAAACAGGUUUUGUCGCUUCUGAAAACUGCCGCACAAAAUCGCUCUGUUGGCGCAACCAAAUGUAACGAAAGAUCCAGUAGAAGCCACAGUCUAUUUAUUUUAAAAAUAAGCGGAGAGAACACAAUCACAGACGAGAAAUGCCAAGUAAAACAUCAGAUACAAGUCAAUAAAAUGCUGGUUGAUUUUAAUUGCAGAUCACAUAGUAACUGGCGGCCAUUCAGUAUAAAAAUUAAGUUAGCCAACGACGGMCAAUUUCUUGAAGUUAUAGAUGUCCUAGGCCUGGAAAUGGAAGAAGAAAAUUCCAUGGUCCAUGAAGAAGAAGAAUCAGAGGUUGGUGGAACUUGA
Messenger RNA from Exaiptasia diaphana, 1149 nucleotides. RefSeq names its product kinesin-like protein klpA. Gene Ontology annotation, biological process: microtubule-based movement. The coding region runs from base 1 to 1149 and encodes 382 amino acids. The transcript has 8 exons. NCBI's taxonomy places the organism in Eukaryota, Metazoa, Cnidaria, Anthozoa, Actiniaria, Aiptasiidae. The record is from RefSeq and is a predicted model, not a curated record. Gene Ontology annotation, molecular function: microtubule binding; ATP binding; microtubule motor activity.